Strongyloides ratti is the source of this 1596-nucleotide messenger RNA. RefSeq lists its product as hypothetical. NCBI's taxonomy places the organism in Eukaryota, Metazoa, Nematoda, Chromadorea, Rhabditida, Strongyloididae. The coding region runs from base 1 to 1596 and encodes 531 amino acids. The transcript is spliced from 4 exons. The record is from RefSeq and is a predicted model, not a curated record.
AUGCAUCAUUUACUUUACACACAAUUUUUCCUUUUACUAUAUAUUACAUCAUUUAAUAUCUAUUAUGUAGAAAGUAGUAGUUUAUUAUUAUCUACUGAAACAGGGGAUCAAUCAAUUUUUGAUCCUAAUCAUCCAUUUUCAUCAAAAAAUAUUAUACAAGAUAUAUCAAAUAAAGAUUCAGAGGUAACAUUUACAAAAGUAUUUCAAAAAGAUCAACCAACUCUUGUAUCUCAUCAUACUGCUAAAAAUAUUAAAAUUAUCAAAGGUGAUAAUGAAGGAUACCAUAAUACAGUCACUUCAUUAUUUACAAUAAAAUGUUGUGGUGGUAGUUAUCCAAUACCAACAAAUUCUUCAGUUCAAAAAAAUUUCACUUAUACUGAGGCUGAUUAUGAAAUAGGAGAACUUGAUCCACAAUCUCUAAUCAUUAAACAAGAAAAUAAUGAAGCAUAUUGUAAAUUAUUUAAUGGAAAUUUUACAAUUUCAGAAAAAUAUAUAACACAAAAUCAUUUGUUAUAUUCAUAUAAUGCUACCUGUAAAUGUAAAAAUCAGGAUAACUUUCCUGAUAUUUUAUUAGAUUCAUCUUGUCGACAAUUACCAAAAUGUUUAAAUAAUGGUUAUAGAUCAUUUCAUUCAAAUAAUAAAUGUAAAUGCCCACAACCAUAUUUUGGUUAUAUAUGUGAAAAAAAAUGUGAACAGGGAUUUUUAUAUAAAGAUCAUUUUGGUAGUGAUAUAUGUAGUUGUAAUCCUUAUUAUCAAGGAUCUGAAUGUACAGAAAUAGUUUGUUUAAAUGGUGGUACUAGAAUACAUGAUAAAUGUAUAUGUCUUAAUCAAUUUUUAGGUUACCAUUGUGAAAUUGAUACAAAUAAUACAAUUAUUAAUCCAAGAAUUACUAGAUAUGGUGAUUCUUCAUCUGAUAUAUUUUCAAGAGAUGUUUCUGGAACAGUUUUUUCACUAGUUAUGAUAAUUGUCCUAGUUAUAUCUAUGUAUUUGCUUAUGAAACAUCGUAUGCAAUCACAAAAUAGAUAUAUUCCUAGAAGACCUGAUCUUCUAGGAGGAUAUAUAUUAUCAAUAGGUGGUACCUCAAAUUGUGCUACUACAUCUAAUGUUCAUGGAAAUUCACAAAGACGAGACAUGUAUCAGAUAGAUGGACGUAGGGGAUAUCAAUUUAGAAAUAUGAUUCCUAUUGAAGGUCCACCAGCAUAUUAUUCUCAUGAUCAAAGGAGAAUAAGAAGAGGUGAAAUACUACCACCAUUACCAUCAUAUGAAGAUGCAACUAAACUUCCACCAUUAAGACAUGGUGGAAUAAAUGUAGAAGAUACUAGUGAAAUAAAUGAAACAUCUACAUUAGCUAAUGAAACAAAUCAAGAUCAAGAACCAUCUUCAACAUCCUUGUUAUGUAACAGUGAAAUGCCAGCUUCAACAGAACUUGAUGAAGGCAAUGAAUCUGUUAUAUCUAAAUCUUCAUCAUUAGAUAAUGAAUCAUUAAAUCUUCAGAAUUCAUCAGCAGAUAAAAAAAAUUAUCAAAAUAAUGAUAGCGGGUCCAUAUCGAGUCAACAAAAUACUGAUUCUAAAAAAAUAGUUAGUGAAAAUGAUUAA